Messenger RNA from Catharus ustulatus (Swainson's thrush), 5872 nucleotides. RefSeq names its product AT-hook transcription factor (gene AKNA). The record is from RefSeq and is a predicted model, not a curated record. Gene Ontology annotation, biological process: neuroblast division in subventricular zone; epithelial to mesenchymal transition; neuroblast delamination. The transcript has 21 exons. Gene Ontology annotation, cellular component: centrosome. NCBI's taxonomy places the organism in Eukaryota, Metazoa, Chordata, Aves, Passeriformes, Turdidae.
AUGGCCAGCCCGGCACCAUGGCUGCGCUGGACACAAACACAGCUGACGCGCUGGCACGGCCGGGACGAGGAGGAGGAGGAGGAAGAAGACGACUUUGAAAGGCGGAUGGACGAGGAUGGGGUGAUCGGCCUGGGGGAGGGUGCCAGGAGCCCCCCGUGGGGGCUGCUGGGGCUCGGCCUCCAGCGGCAGCCCCGAGGCGCUGAGGGGCGGCCGGGCUCUCUGCCAGCCCCGGGGCUGCAGCACGGAAGGAGGGGACACCUCAGGGCUGUCGGACAGCAGCCCUGGCCCUGCCAGCCCGUCCCGCCAGCACCGGGGCUGGGGCACGGCCGGGGACACAUCGAGGGGCACAGGCAGGAAUGGAGCCCGAGACGGAGCCUCCCUCUGCACCUCUCCCCCGAUGACCCCAGCCCCGAGCGUGUCCCCGAGCCCCAGACAGGUGGCACAGGGGUGCCAGCCCCCGGCACUGCUGGCUCGGCACCCAGCGGGCACCCCCAGGGCGCUGGGGAUCCCCCGGCACCCCAAGGGCACGGCAGAUCCCGAGUGCCCAAGAAAGCAGCGCCCGCGGCCGUGCCCCCCAAGCCCGCCCGGCAGUCCCGGUCCCUGAGCCCCCGGAGGCGAACGGGUGGCAAGGGGACCAGAGAUCCCUCGGGAACGGGCACCGAGGCCACCCAGUACGGCCGAGGGCGCCUCAACCACCCCCUGCCCGACCUCUCCAAGGUGGAGGCGCGGGUGAAGUUCGACCAGAGCUACCGCCCACCCCGGGGCCGGGUGCUGCCCGCCCGCCCCCACGGCCCCGGCCACCCCAUCGGCUUCAAAUCCCCGGCCGAAAUCGUCCGGGAGGUGCUGCUGAGCAGCGGGGAGGGGGUGUCCCCGCAGCCCCCCAGCACGGCCGGGCUGCCGCAGGAGCUCAGGUCCCCCAGACAAGCCACGGCGCUGGUGCAGCAGCUCCAGGACGAUUACCACAAGCUGCUGACCAAGUACGCCGAGGCUGAGAACACCAUCGACCAGCUGCGCCUGGGCGCCAGGGUGAGCCUGUUCUCCGACCCGCCACAGCCCAGCCGCAGCCUCGCCAUGGGCACCGUGGCCAGCGGGAGCCGAGUGAUGACCUUCAGCAUCCCGCAGGCACGGACUGCGGCUCUGGGCAUGGCCACAGCCCCGGCCUCGCCAGCUACAGCUGCAGCCCCCGGACCGUCAGAGCGGGGGGAUUCACCCCAACCUCGGUCCCCUCCUCUGCCCGGGGGGUGCUGCCCCACCUGCCCCGGGCCGUGCUGCUGCCCCGGCCCCCGGCUCACCCGGGCACUGGCGGGGCAGAGCCGCAGGCUGCAGGCACAGGUGGAAUCCUUCGAAAGCUGGAUGCGUGCAGGGACUCCCUCACCUUCGGAACAGCUCCAGAGGAUGAGGAUGCUGAAGGACGCACAGGAUGCGCUGGAGCGGGAAUACCUGCGGUGCCGGCAGCAGCUCCCGGAGGCUGCAGGGGGGUUUGAUCCUGACCGGGCAGUGGAAGGGGAGAUUUACCGCCUGGGGCUGCGUCUGGAGGGGCUCAAGGAGCGGCUGGAGCCGGGGGGCAGGCAGCAGCCCGUCCCUCAGACCCUCCUUCAGCCCGUCCCUCAGCCUCCCCUGCAGACCCUCCUUCAACCCCCCCCGCAGCCCCGCUGCCCCCCAGCCCCGUCCCCACCGCCGGCCGACCACUCCCCGCACCCCGAGAGCCCUGCGCUGGUGGAGGGUCAUCGGGGGACAGCAGGGGACACUGAGGGGGUGGCAGGGGGGCUGCCCUGGCCCCUCUGGCACAAGCAGCACCAAGUGGAGGAGGAUUUCGGGGACCUGCUGGAGCAGUACGAGCACUUCAAGUCCUUGCCGGAGUCGCUGAGCCUGGAGCGGCUGAGCCUGGCAGAGAGCGGGUCCCAGGAGGAGGUGGAUGCACCCAGCACAGGGGACGGUGGCGCCAGCAGGGUCCCCAGCAGGACACGGUCACUCGAGGAGGGGCCCAGCCUCCAGACCUUGCCCCUGCACCGCCCGCAGAGAAGAGCUGCGACGGUUCCCCCCAGAGGACCCCCAAACCUGGGGGAGACACGGGGCCACCCCUCCCCUGCCGCUGCUUGAGGAGCCUCCAGCCUCUGCCAAGCCCCCCUGCAGGUCCCUGCGCCACCACGGGUGCCCGUGUCCCUCGGCAGCAGUGGGACAGGCAGCACUGCCACCCCGCACGGGCCCCUCAAGGAGCAGCGCAUCGUGUCCCCAGAGACCGACAGCGGCUUCGUGGGCUCGGAGGCCAGCAGGGUGUCCCCCCCCGUGCACACCCCCGAGCACCUUCCCCCCGGCCCGGGGACUCCGGGCUCGCUGGGACCUUCCAUCGCCAUCCCCAACACCCUCCGUGCCCCACGGAAGAGAGAGACGGCCCCGCUUCCCUCCGAGACAGCCUGAUCUACCGCCGGGGGGCACAGGGGGGUCCCGGCUGCCCCCCAGCAGCCCCUCCCAGGGCAGCUCCCCCCCUCGCUGGGCCGAGAGCGCGGGCAGCGAGGGGGGGCCGGACCCCGACGGCGAUGGCACUCACACGGACUCGGAGGUGGGAGACAGGAGCUGUGCCAGCGCCGGUGGCCACCCCUCAGCCAUGGCCAGGAGCCCAACCAGCCCCCUGGCAUCCCCCGAAACGCCAUCCCCACCCUCCUGUCCCCCGACCUGCCGUCCCUGGAGCCGGCUCACUGUGACCUGCUGGGCUCCCGUCUGGAGCGCGACCAGGCCAUCCGGGCGCUGCAGGACGAGGUGUGGCGGCUGCGGCUGCGGCUGGAGGAGAGCCUGCGCCGCUCCCGCAGCUAUCCCGAGGGAAAAGCCGCUCCCCGUGUCACCCAGGGCAGGACGCAGCCACUGACCAGCGGACCAUUGUCCCCCCGGGACGCAGCACCCUCGGGGGACCCGAGCCCCCCGGUGCGGGGCAGGGGGGCCCCCGGGGUCACAGCCCCGCGGAGGGAGAGGUCGGCGUCGCUGCCCCGGGACAGGCAGGAGCCAGACCUCGGUCUGGAGCUCGGUCCCCGCGGAUCCCUCCCGCAUCCCUGUCCUCCGCCGCAGCCUCCGAGUCCGAGCCGUGCCCCGCCGGGCCCCGGGCCCCCCCCGCCCUGCGGAAGCCCCUUGGGAAGGACACGGUACGAGGGGGGCACGCCAAGGGCCACCCCGGCACCCCGAGAAGAGCCGGGCACCUCGGGGUGUCCCCGAUGUCACAGGGACAGGAUGGCAUCAGCCGGGUUUGGGGGAGGUGAUGCCCCCCGGCAGCCCCAGCACAGCACCCCCAGGAGAACGUCCUGCCCCACCUGCCGGGCACCCUCGGGCCCCUCUGCGCCGGGCAGCAGGGACAGAGCCACGCACGCAGAGCGUGGCCCUGGUGGCUCCUGUCGCCCAGGUCCCCACGCUGGAGCCGAGAAGCCGGAGCAGCCUGGAAUUUGGUACUUGGCAGCCACCCCGGCUGCCACCACUGCCACCGUCUGCCUGGCACCCGUCCCCCUCGUGCCUUACGUGCCCUCCAUGCUCUACUGCUCCCCAGCAGUUCCUACCUCAGCCCCAGCCCUGGCCGGGGUUCCCCUCGGUGUCACUGCGAAGUCCCGGCGGGCAGAGCGUCCCCCCCGGCCCCAGGGCCACCACAGCUGCCUGAGCCUGGACCUGGAGGAGCUGGAGGAGCUGAACUGGUCACUGAGCCGGGCUGUGGAGGCUGCCCAGAGCGUGAGGCUGACCACGACCCGCAUGAGCCGGGCACUGGCCGCAGAGCUGGGCCGGGCACGGGGCCCACGGGGCUCCUGCCUCUUCUGAGGACCUGCUGGCACCUCCAAACCCUGCAGGUGUCACCUCCAAACCCUGCAGGUGUCACCCCUAAACCCUGCAGCUGGCACCCCUAAACCCUCCUGCUGGCGCCUCCAAGCCCUCCCUGCCAUCAGGAGCAGGAGGAGGGGCAGCAUGGCCCCCUCAGCAUCCCUUUGGGGUGCUCCCUGCCAAAUCUGGGGGCAGCAGGGCUGGAGGUGUUCCCCUUCCUGCUCUCCCUGCACAUCUUGUCUGUCUGUCUGUCCGUUUUCAGGACCCCCCAAGCUGCAGGAGGGGGAAGGUGAGGGCAGAAGUCUCCAGCAUCUGCAGCACCAUCCCCUGGGACUAAGGGGAUCCCUGUGUCCCCCCAGGAUGGGCAGUGCCACCCCACCCUGAGCACUUCUGGGGCUGCUCUGACCUGCUGUGGGUCGAGCCCCCUUGGCAGCUGUAUUUACCUCUGUGCCUGUGAGGGCAGAAAUCCCCGGGAUUCCCUGGGAUUCCCUAUUCCACCCCUUUCCAGGGGCUGUGUUCUGUGCCCUCUGCCCUUGGACUUGAACCCACCAGGAUCCUCCCUGGGGAAACUUUUUUUUUUCCUGUGUUUUUUAUGUGAAUUUUUUUAGCUAGUAAGCAGCUAAAUCACUCUUUUGAGUGAUUGAUGAUCUAUAAUGUGUGUGUGUGAUAUAUGUGUAUCUGUAAAUGGAUAUAUCUAGGUGCAGGCAUAUCUAUAUUUAGUUGUAUGUCUGUAUCUAUAGAGACAUGAAUAGUUCUGUCUAUGUACAGAUCUCUAUCUGAUUCUAUAGAUAUAUCUUUCUACAGAUACAUAUAUAUAAAUAUUCUGGUUUGCAUUUCCAGCACAACCCUUAGGGCAUUUGUGGGGUUUUUCUGGUCCUCCCUGGAUCCCAGGCAGAAAAUGAAGGAUUUGAGGUUUUUCCCCUGGGAUGCUCAGGGAAUCUGGGCUGGUAGAGAAGGCACCUGCUGAGACCAAAGCAGGUGUGGGGUGUGGAGCCCUGCUCCUCCCAGCUGGGUUUCUAAGGAGUUAAUGCCUCUUUUUUAGGGAAAAGGAUGUGCUUGGGGCAGCUUUUCCUGGGAUGGCUCCAGCCAAACCCCCAGCACCUCAGCCUGUGCUUAUCUGUAGGACCUACCUGAAGUGCCAGUGUCAAAUGUAUUUAUUUUUGCUUUUAUUUGUUGUACAAAUCUCCACAUUUGGAGGGGGGAUCAGUGAGUGACUCAGCUCUGGAGCCUUCCAAGCUCCCCCUGAGCCUGAUCCUGCCAUGAGCCCACGGGUUGGGAAUGGGGCUGUCCCCUCCUCCUUUUUGGGGGAAGAGGGCUGAGUUUGGGGGAUUUUAAAGAAGUUUAGGAGAUUUUAAAGAGGUUUGAUAUGUCUGUGGUUGCCUCUGCUCCUGCCCAUGCCCCAAGCUGGAAGCUGUGAGCCCCCCAGCCCAGCCAGGGCGUGAUGGGAGCACGUGGAAAGUGUGGUUAAUUAUCCCAAAUGCAGUAGCCAGGACCAAAUUAUUUUUUUUCCCUUAUCCCCCAUUUUUUAACGCCCAGCAGAAGCACUGGGGUGGUGUUUUGUACGAAGAAAUCACCUAUUUUUGAAGGAAAUAAAUGCGGUUGGACGACUCGUGUGGAUUUUCCUUCCCAAAGCCACUCCUGGGGGGUUUGGCAUCACCACACCAGGAGCCCUCCCUUGGGGGUUGGAGGGAAUAUUUUCCCAUGCCUGUUCCCUUUUCCUGGCCCUGAGGGAGCAGCACAGCACAGCCCCAGUUGCACUAGGGAUGGAGAUCGCUUUUAUUUAGUCACUCGAGUGCUUUAGUACAGAAGAACAGAUAUACAGAGAUGAUACAUGUUUGUGCUUCAACACCUUCAAACAUUUAGAUUCCAGUAAUUUCAAGGUAAACAAGUUCCAAGACAGACUAGAUUAUUUUUUUUUAAGUUUUCCUUUUUGAUAAAUUAUUUUUUAUAUAAAUAACUGUAACAGAAAAAAUAAUAAUAAUAAUAAUGUCCAACAUACAAGAUCCUGAAGCAUUUGCAUUGCUAAACCAAGGAGGAACAGAAACGGGCUGGGAGACCAAAGGGGAACCAACAAAUAUCA